UAGUUAGUAGUUUAUAUGAGAUUUAUAUUUCUUUUAGUUUGUACGUUAAAAAUCUUGUUCGUUUAAGAAAUAUCUAGUAAAACUAAUGUUGUUAUUGUGGGUCGGCUAUUUGUCAUGCAAAACGAUCAAAACGCAACGAACCGAAACAUUCGUUAACGGAACCAAUGUAACCGAACGCACUUUCAGGCAACAGUUCAUAGCCGUUUAGUAUUUCUUUAUUGACCAAACAAACAAAUAAAGUUUCAACAGUGAACUACAGAAGUUACGUGUGGAUCUUUACUCAUUUAUGAGGUAUUAUACGUUUAUUCACCUUAGUAUGGGCUACGAAUUAUGAUAAUGACUCUGUAACGAGCGUUAAGUUACAUGUCAAAUUAACCUAUGACUCAAUACUGAGAAUAAACAAUGAAAACUCGGAGCCUCGGGUGGCUAUGUAUACUAGUGGUGUUGUACUUGCGCGGCGGCGUGGGCGACCGCGGGGACUACAUCGGUUGCUACCGGCUGAAGGUGGACGACAUCCUCAACACGCACACCGGGCAGUCCGUGGACGUGUGCCUGUCGGCCUGCGAACAGGUCUACUACAAGUACGCGCUCAUCGGCAACGAGUCCACGUGCUUCUGCAGCAACUCACCCGGUACCUUCAAGCUCCCGUUAGACUCCUGUGAAUUGCCGUGCCCUAAAAACGAAACUCAAAAAUGCGGCGGCGCUGUAAAUGUUGCGAGCGUGUACGACACCGAGGUGACCGUGCCCGGCCCGCCCGAGCCCGUCAACGUCACCAGAGUCACCGAGACUACCGUUAGAAUAAUUUGGAGAGAGCCUGAAGCCCAUUCUGACAUUACGGGGUAUGUUAUUAGAGCAGAUGUUGUGACAACUUAUGCUGAAAAUCCUUCCAGCUCUCCAGAAUGGAGGGUACCUAACAACACGUUCAGUUUGGAACUCCCUAACUUAUAUCCUGGCUCAAACUACAUUAUAAGUGUGGCAGGAGUAAAUGAUGAUGAUGAGGGCCCAAAAGCUACAACUACUGCUGAAACUAUAAUUGGAACACCAGAUCCAAGUCCCCCUGAUAUAAUAGUUAAAGAAAGGAGAGGUGACCAGAUGUUGGUGCAUAUUCCUAAAGCUAAAAAUGUGAAUGGGCCAGUCUCCAUGUACAGAGUGGUGGUCUCUAUAGAGCUGUACCAGCAGGGAUUCCUGGUCGACAACCUUGGUAACUACUCCUAUGCCCAAAGCAUGGACCUGCCUUACUACAUCACAGCAGAGUUAGACCCUGAUGACAUUGAAGCUGAUUUUGUUAUAGGAGAUGGACAUACUUACAAUGGCUUUCAGAAUGUCCCUUUGCUAUUGGUUAGUGAUAUUGAUGUAUCACUCGGGAUAGUCAGUGAAAAAAAUCAUGUGAGAAAAAUUAGGUACGCUGAGUCUACCAAGAAAAUUAUACUAAACAUAAAUGAGCCUGAAGAUGUCAACCCCAUGGUAGUGGCCUUGGGGGCCGGAAUUGCUAUUGGGGUUGUUCUUUUGCUGAUUGGAGUAGGUAUGAUCAUUGUUUUAAGAAAGAGAAUUCAUUUAGUCCGGAUGCAGAGAGGCUCACAGUCAAUGCCACUUAGUCUGAGUGAGCCAUGUGUAGAAAUAGAAAACUCUGGCUUUUUACAAGAUGAGGUUGAGAAAAUAGACUACUAUGGAAACUUAAAAAGGAAGUUGUGGAACAUUCCAAGAAAUCUUAUUGAUAUAGACAUUUCUUGUGUUGUUGGGUUGGGGAGCUAUGGGAAAUUCACUAAAGCUAAAGUUCAACAACACGGCGGACAAACCUCGGGCCUGGUGCAGGUCAUCAGUGACAGGGAAAUGGAGAAACCUGACAAGAAGUUGAUGUUACACGAGCUGGACCUCCUUAUUAAGACUAGUGAACAUGAAAAUGUCAUCUCCCUUAUUGGGAUCAGUGAAACUAACACAACACUAUUUGUUGUCCUCCAAGAUAGUAAAUGCACUUUGAAAGAGAUGCUUUUACAAAGCAGACAGAGGGAUUUACAAAACAAUAAAUUCUGCCUUAUCACUGAGAAUAAACUGCUACAACUUUGUGCCGAUAUUGCAGCUGGGAUGGAAUACCUACAUAGCAAGUCUGUGACGCACAAGCGGCUAAGCUGUCGCAACAUCGUUAUCGGCGAAUCCGGAGCCGCGAAAGUGUCUGGCUUUGGAUUAUCACAUAUCCGGCCUCUACACGAAACCCCAGACUACACUCGAUGGACAGCAUGCGAGAUGUUACGACAAACGAGAUUUAACCCUAAAGCAGACGUUUGGUCCUUCGGAUGCCUUAUGUGGGAAGCGCUAACGUUAGGCGCGACGCCAUACGCGAGCACGGCCAACAAGGAUGUGGCUCCUCGGGUGCUGCGCGGCAUGCGCGCCAGCCAGCCCUCGUACGUCGGCGACGAGCUGUUCCACCUGUGCCUGCAGUGCUGGCAGGUGGACCCGGACGAGCGGCCCACCUUCUCCACGCUGCUCGACGAGCUGUUGCCGCUCUCGGAGGCCGCCGGAACUCGUAGUCUCAGCUUUACACACUACAAUGGAUUCGAAUACGAACCGCAUGUGCCACAGUACGAAAUCGCAUAGAAUUUUUGCAGUAUGCACAACAACGCUAAACCAGUUUAAGUCUGAUCUCUGUUUAUUUAUGCAUUAUUAUUUAGCUUUCAUGCAUUAUUAUUUAGAGGUCAAAGUAUACUAAAAAUAAUAAAUAUCAUAUGACA
Molecule: messenger RNA, 2726 nt
Organism: Leguminivora glycinivorella
Lineage: Eukaryota; Metazoa; Arthropoda; Insecta; Lepidoptera; Tortricidae
Gene: Wsck
Product: putative inactive tyrosine-protein kinase Wsck
Exons: 1
Coding region: 403-2592 (729 amino acids)
Biological process (GO): protein phosphorylation; multicellular organism development; positive regulation of kinase activity
Cellular component (GO): signaling receptor complex
Molecular function (GO): transmembrane receptor protein tyrosine kinase activity; ATP binding; protein binding
Source: RefSeq, a predicted model, not a curated record